This is a messenger RNA of Trichoderma breve, 1107 nucleotides long. RefSeq names its product heterokaryon incompatibility protein (HET) domain-containing protein. The transcript has 5 exons. The record is from RefSeq and is a predicted model, not a curated record. The coding region runs from base 1 to 1107 and encodes 368 amino acids. NCBI's taxonomy places the organism in Eukaryota, Fungi, Ascomycota, Sordariomycetes, Hypocreales, Hypocreaceae.
AUGCCUGAUAUUUAUCGCGGCGCCGUGCGAGUGGUAGCAUGGAUUGGAGAAAAGACGCAAGACAGCGACCGUGCGCUGUCGUUCCUAAAAGAAAUGGCCAUGCAUCAGAAGUAUCAGCUGCGACAUACUUGGAUAGAAGAUUGGGAGGCUGUUGAUAACCUACUUGCGAGACCGUGGUGGUCACGCACUUGGGUAGUGCAGGAGAUUUGGCAGGCAAGGGAAGCUAUACUCCAAUGUGGCGGCUCAACACUGAAGUGGAAAACAAUUGAAAAGGCCAUGACGUACCAAGAAGGAGAUGCUACUGAUCCAAGGGACAAAGUCUUCGCUGUCUUAGGUCUUGUUGGAAAAGAAUACAACGAUACUUUGCCUGAUGUCGACUAUCGGAAAACUAUUGAGCAAGUAUAUCGGGAGGCCGCUUCUUUCAUCAUGAUGAAGGAGAAAUCAUUAGACCUUCUACUUGCUGCAUCUGGCCCAAACCAUAAAGAAAGUUUGCCCUCGUGGGUUCCCGACUGGAGACGAGAAUGCUAUUUCAUAGGCUCUACAGAUGCUUUGUAUUUACAUGGCCAUGGGUACUCUGCAUCUGGUCAACUAGAGCCUCAAAUCAGCUUCUCCGAAAAUUUCAACAUUUUAAACGUUCAUGCCUUGCAUCUGGAUACUGUGACUGAAGUUUCGGCAGACCUUGGAAGUGUUCCGAGUGCGGAAAGUAUUAUCCAAUGUGCGCACUCUAUCCUAGAUAAACUACAUCAUGUGGAACCUUUACAGCCGGAAAACGCCGUCGAUGAUAAAAAAUUGAGAAGAAUUCUUACAGCAGGGGCGUUCAUCGAUCCAAAUACUUUGCGGACUGAGGGUCAAGUCAUCGAAAAUGUCAUGCGACUGCGACGUCUUUUUGUUACAAGUGACGGCCAUUUUUGCAUUGGGCCAUCAAAAACACAAGUUGGGGAUGUAGUCUCAAUCAUCGUUGGCUGCAAUUUUCCGGUAGUCAUUCGACCUAGUGGGAGCUGCUUCAAGGUAGUCGGAGAGGCUUAUGUUCACAACUAUAUGGCCGGCGAAGUUUUAAAAGAUCACCCUAUAGGAACAUCGAGAUGGGUUGAUACAUCUUUAAGCUAA